ACGUGACACUAGAAAACUCGCCUCGCCUAUUCCCCUGGUUUCAACCUCCAGAGGAGAGAAGCUCUGUUGGGAGUUCGUUUCGUUCAUUCGUUCGUCUUUGGCUCAAAUUCUCUCCGUUCAUCGGCACAUCCAAUCGUAGUGAAACCCUAGCCUAAGAAGGACCAAACCCACCGAAAGCAGAGGAAAAAAGGGAAGAAGAAGAAGAAGAUGUUGAGAGUUACAGGGAGGAGGCUUUCUUCUUCUCUCUCAUGGAGGUCCUCUCACUCAUCAUCGUCGGCUUUCUUCUCCAGGAAUCCGAUCAACGGCUCCGAUUCACCCUCCAACGGACCCACCAGAUCCGUCUCCCCGCGCAACCCAUUUGCUCCCAGCUCCGUUGUACUGGAUCAGAUCAGAGGAUAUGCUUCUGAUUCCCUAGCUACUGCACGUGACAAGGGUAUGAUCCCAGACGUCCCAGCAACUGUGGCAGCUGUCAAGAACCCCACAUCAAAAAUCGUGUAUGACAACCACAAUCAUGAGCGUUAUCCCCCAGGCGAUCCCAGCAAGCGAGCAUUUGCCUACUUUGUCCUGACCGGUGGAAGAUUUGUGUACGCUUCCUUGAUCCGUCUCCUGGUGCUGAAGUUUGUCCUGAGCAUGUCUGCAAGCAAAGAUGUACUCGCCCUUGCCUCCAUUGAGGUAGACCUCUCCAGCAUCGAACCAGGGUCCACUGUUACAGUCAAGUGGCGUGGUAAGCCGGUUUUCAUCCGGCGUAGAACUGAGGAUGACAUCAAGUUGGCCAACAGUGUUGACCUUUCCUCCCUUCGGGACCCCCAGGAUGAUUCUACUAGAGUUAAGAACCCGGAAUGGCUUGUGGUGGUUGGAGUAUGCACCCAUCUGGGGUGUAUCCCCUUGCCGAAUGCUGGUGACUUUGGAGGUUGGUUUUGCCCGUGCCAUGGUUCGCACUAUGACAUAUCUGGAAGGAUCCGCAAGGGGCCAGCGCCAUACAAUCUUGAGGUACCUACUUAUGCGUUCUUGGAGGAGAACAAGUUGAUGAUUGGAUGAGAUGAGGGAGUUUUGAUAGUUUCUCCAAACCUCGAGUUGUUUGUCAACAAAUUCAUUUUCUCUAUUUUUACCAAUGAAAGAAUGCUUUUCAUGACUUCUUUCUUUCUUUUUCAUCUUAAUAAUGCAACUGGCCUCUUCUUGAGCAGUUUCGACUGUUUUUUAAUGGUACUUGUACUUAAUUUGACUUGCCUUUUCGGCUGUUUUAAUGGUACUUGUUCUUAAUGUUAUUAAUAAA
Rhododendron vialii is the source of this 1273-nucleotide messenger RNA. Its product is annotated as cytochrome b-c1 complex subunit Rieske-4, mitochondrial-like. The record is from RefSeq and is a predicted model, not a curated record. NCBI's taxonomy places the organism in Eukaryota, Viridiplantae, Streptophyta, Magnoliopsida, Ericales, Ericaceae. Bases 208 to 1038 code for a protein of 276 amino acids. The transcript is spliced from 2 exons. Gene Ontology annotation, molecular function: 2 iron, 2 sulfur cluster binding; quinol-cytochrome-c reductase activity. Gene Ontology annotation, biological process: mitochondrial electron transport, ubiquinol to cytochrome c. Gene Ontology annotation, cellular component: membrane.